ACUGUAGAAUUGUAUAGUUAUAUUUGUGUUUCUAUUGGUGUGAACAAAUUAUUUCGAACAGGAGAAGACGCGUAGCUAAGAACACAAGUGCCGGCACAAUUGUGAAGUGAAUUGUUCGUGUGUGUCACGACGCCAAAGAGCGGGUGUUGAUGUGGGGUGUAUGUGAGUUGAACGCGAGUGUUUUGCAAGAAAUGCAUGCGUGACAAAAGCUUCUUAGAGCUGCCGCAAAUGACAGCGGAGGCAAUUAGAGUUAUUGCAAAAUGGUAAUGCGUGGACAAAAAGUGUGAAUUGGGGUAAAUAAAUUUGAAUUUGUUGAAGGCGGUGGCGAAAGGAGAUGUGUGUGGAAAGCAAACGUGAAUUUUAUGCAAAUGAAACCCAAGGGCACGUUAAAUUGAUAUAUUAACGGUUUUACAGAAGCUUAGUUUUGUGAAUGCUUAAAUAUAAAACAAAAACAAUAGAAGUGCAAGUGAAAUUAGGAAAUUGAACUAAAGAAAUCGGAAGAUAAAAUAAAAAAAUUGUAAAUUUAAAAAAGCAAUUCUAUACUCAAUUUACUUACAAUGCCAGAAAAAACUUGGAAAGCACACUAAAAAAAAAAUGCUCAAAGCCAUUGAUAACUGACAUCAAACAAUUAAUUAUGUUUGCGCGUUGAUAUCAUAAACAAAUAGAAAAUAAAAAAAUAAAGCGGAAGGUGUUAAAUCGAAGAAUCAUAAAUACCAAAAAAAAGAAAAUAAUGAAAAAUUUGUGAAAAAAUUACGUUUACUUUCGCUUUUCGUUGCAGCGCUGUUAACGAAAAAAAAGCUGAUUGAAGUGGUGACAAAUUAAAAAAAAUAAAAAUUUGUUUCUGAUAAAGAAAUAUAUCAUCUGCCGCUUACUGACUCAGCGAGUUGAUACCCGUUAAUAGACAAAUACAAUAGUUUCAAGAAAGAAAAAGUAAUAGUAAACAAAUACUAAACGUAAUGCACCAAAAUAUGGGUCAGUUUGAUUAGUUGACAAAGUAAACAAAAAAAUUGAAAAGGUGUGCGGUGCGAUACACAAAUUGAAAAAAUAAAUUGAAUGAACGACUUUGGUGAUACUUUGGAAUACAAAUCAACAAAAGGUGAGCCAAUCGAUUGAAAGUGAUGAAAUAAUUUCAGGCAAGAAUAAAAAAAAGUGAAACUGGAAUUCAAAACGCAAAACUAAAGUGUCAAAUAAGAGUUAAGGAACGCUAAAAAAUUAAGCGGGAAAAAUUAAAUUAUAAAAUAUGUAAGUGAAAGGAUAUGCACCUGAAGUUUAUAUAAAAAAAAACAAAUUAAAAAAAAAAUUAAAUGCAAAUACUGGGCUGUGCUCUCCAAAUGAAACUAAAAUAUUAACAAAAUUAAAUAAAAGGGAGUUUGUGAAAAUUUUGAAAUUAGCCAGGAUAUUUAGCUAAAAUACUGCAGCGAUCUUCCACUUGCUGAAAUGCAAAUAAAGGACGCUUCAAAACUUCAGUAGACGCGCAAAUGAGCACCGAGGCAAAGCGUGCGUUGUACAUACGUAAAUAAUGCCAUAAAUUAGGGCAAACGAAACCCCAUUUGGCAACAUUGAAUGCUUACGGAGUGAUCGCUGAUGAUUCCGAAAAGGAUUGAGAAAUAAGCAGAAAGAUGUUGCAGCGCACAAAAUCGGCGAGGAAUCGCAAGAGCAGUGGGAGAUGCAGUGAUGGAGACUCUUCGGCGAAUGAGGCGCCGGUUUUCGCUUCAGUGCAUCGGCCGCGCCACAAUGGCGGCAACAGCUCGGCUGCACGGCGAGAAGGCCUCUCAAAAGGGCAUGCAGUUGCAACAGCAACAGCCGGCGGUGGGCCACAGCAACGUCAAAGCUAUCAUCAGUAUCAGCAACGGCGUAAAUUACAACAUCAGCUGCAACAACAACAGCAGCAACAGUCAGUGGGCAACGAGAAUUCGAGUGCCGCACAAAAACUAGCCAAAACGAGUCGCAAUUGGAAUGAGCAGCACCAGCAACAGCAACAGCAACAAAUGCAGCGGCAACAGUCACACUAUCAGCAACAACAACAGACCAAUUCCGGCAACACUGCAGCGAAGCAAUCAAUUGCGGUGGCUAUGCCGCAAUCAUUGGUGGCGGCUGCUAGUUCUACUGGCCAUGGCAGACCACCGAUGCAACAAAUCAAUGGAGGCAGUGGGCCACAACGCGAUUUGUCGCCAACUAAGACGAGUCGUAUACCAGUGCAGCAGCAGCAGCAACUACAACAACAAACGAAUUUUAAUCAAAUAUCCAAAACCGCCACAAAUCUAUUGAACGACAUUUACGAGCGUCACUUGCUAAACCAGACCACGUUCCAGUUGGAGAGCGGUCAUGAAAAGCAGUAUCAGCAGCAGCAGCAACUACAACAGCAACUACAACAGCAACAGAAACUGCAGACGCAGCCUCAAUUGCAGCCAAGGCAUCAGCUGCAGCAGCAGCGUUUCUUGGCUGCCCGUCAGGUGGGGCAAGAAGUGGAGCUCAACUUCGGCAGCUCAACAGCUCAGCAACAACAACAACUGCGAAAUCAACAGCAUACACAGCAACAAGCACAGCGUCACUUUUUGCCUACCACAAAUCAACAGCAGCCGCAAGAUAUAGGCAGCUCUGCGUUGGCAACAUUUGUGCCUAUCCAUAGCGCCACUAAGCAACAUGUUGCUCAUAAGCCAGUACAUUUUCUAAAGUUGCCACCACCACCGCCCGCGCCACCAACCAACGCUGCUGUUGCUGCAUCGGAGCCGACACCGUCCACCACAGAGUUUGGAAGCUACACCUCCUAUCAGCAACAUUUCCAAUUCUCUGAUUCAUACGUCGAGCCGGUGGACAGUCGGCAACAUUUUCUGCUGCAGUCUGAUGUCGCCGCAGCUGUUAAUCCACCACCACCGCCCGCGCCACUCAAUCACGUCUAUGAGACAAUUAAAGAGCGACCACCGAUGCCACCUCCUAAAGGUGUUGGACGCACUGGGAAAUGUGUAGAAGGCAGCACAGGCGGGGCAGGUGGGGGAGAAGAAGUAGCGCCCCCAUUGCCGCCAUCGAGGCAGUUGAGAAAGCGUUUGCUCGCAGAUAAUGUCGGCAGUGCAGGUGGUGUGAGAAAUCCGAAGCCGGGUGCCAAUAAGCGUACAGCAACAACAACGGCAACAACUAGUAGUGGUCACACCAAAUUGGAUGCUGGUCAGGUGGAUGGAAAGCUCAAUAGUAAAAUGCUGCCUAUGCAGCCGCCAGCAUAUGUGGCACCACCAGCUGCAGGUCCAAAGCAGGCCAUGCAGCAGCAGCAGCAGCAACAACAACACCAGCAACUACACAAGCAACAACAACAACAACAUCAGCAAUAUAAUCCGCAACAACGCACCAAAGCGGAUGGUGAACAGCGUCCCUACUUCUAUCAGCAGUUGCGCGAGCGCCAACAACAACAACAACAGUCGCAUCCAAUGAAGGCAGCUGCGCAGCGCCAAAGUAUGGAGCUACAACAACAGCAACGUACAAAUCACACACAAGUGCGCGAACAUCCUUUGGGUGCCCAUAGCGACCACCAUAAGACACAACAACAACAACAACAAAAUCACCAACAAGUACACUUUUCCAAUAACGGCAACUGCCAGCAGAAGGACGCUGUCGCCACAAAGGCUGCUGAAAUUAUGAUAACCCAACCUGCAGUGGCAUUAACCACCACCAAAGCAACUGUGCAUGCCACAUCCUCAACACAGGUAGCCACCACCUCCAACCCCACGAGCAGCAUCUCCGCCAUUGAUGUUUCUGAUAGCUCUGUGGAAUUGUUGCUGCAACAAGCCGGUUUACUGCAAUCGCAUGCUACCUCAUUAAUGGCACACGGCGGCACCAACAAAAGUGCGCAUGCAACUAAUAAUAAUAACGGAAACCACAAUGGCACCAAUAACAACAACAAUAUGCCCAAUAUCUAUCACCAGCGUCCCACUGCCCUGCCCAUCGUUUUCGAGGAGGAUACCGGCGAAUUUCAGGAUGUACUUGUCCUCGAAGAGGACGGCACUGCCAAACUGCCAUAUCGGCAUGGCAAGAUCGAGGUGCGACUGGAGACGGCGCAGGCGAUGGCCGCAGCUGCUUACUAUGCCAGUUGA
Anastrepha ludens (Mexican fruit fly) is the source of this 4082-nucleotide messenger RNA. Its product is annotated as alpha-protein kinase 1-like. Lineage: Eukaryota; Metazoa; Arthropoda; Insecta; Diptera; Tephritidae. The coding region runs from base 1620 to 4082 and encodes 820 amino acids. The transcript has 6 exons. The record is from RefSeq and is a predicted model, not a curated record.